This is a messenger RNA of Sciurus carolinensis (gray squirrel), 240 nucleotides long. RefSeq names its product beta-defensin 130B-like. The record is from RefSeq and is a predicted model, not a curated record. Gene Ontology annotation, molecular function: CCR6 chemokine receptor binding; chemoattractant activity. NCBI's taxonomy places the organism in Eukaryota, Metazoa, Chordata, Mammalia, Rodentia, Sciuridae. The transcript has 2 exons. Gene Ontology annotation, biological process: cell chemotaxis; defense response to bacterium. Bases 1 to 240 code for a protein of 79 amino acids.
AUGAGAUUCCAUUCCCUUCUUUCUUUUCUCUUCCUCUUUGUGACAAUAACACCGAAAGGAAAGACUGGCGUUAUCCCAGGAGAAAAGCAGUGCAUUAAUUUGAAAGGGACGUGCAAGGACUUUGCGUGCACGUCUGUGGAUGACACCAUCGGUGUGUGCAAUGAGAAGAAGAAGUGCUGUAGGAAGUGGUGGAUACUUGAGCCCUACCCAACCCCAGUCCCCAAAGGAAAAUCUCCGUAG